Molecule: messenger RNA, 660 nt
Organism: Macrobrachium nipponense
Lineage: Eukaryota; Metazoa; Arthropoda; Malacostraca; Decapoda; Palaemonidae
Product: sporozoite surface protein 2-like
Exons: 1
Coding region: 1-660 (219 amino acids)
Source: RefSeq, a predicted model, not a curated record
AUGGGCCCUAACCCAAACUGGCUCGAGAUCGGACGGCGGCCGGGGGACCGCCGGACGCCCAAUGGCCCAUACCAACCGAGGGGCCCUAACCCAAACUGGCUGGAGAUUGGACGGCGGCCGGGGAACCGCCGGAUGCUAUCUGGCAUAUACCAACCGAGGGGCCCUAACCCAAACUGGCUGGAGAUCGGACGGAGGCCGGGGGACCGCCGGACGCUCACUGGCCCAUACGAACCGAGGGGCCCUAACCCGAACUGGCUCGAGAUCGGACGGCAGCCAGGGGACCGCCGGACGCUCACUGGCCCAUACCAACCGAGGGGCCCUAACCCGAACUGGCUGGAGAUCGGACGGGUGCCAGGGGACCGCCGAACGCUCAUUGGCCCAUACGAACCGAGGGGCCCUAACCCGAACUGGCUCGAGAUCGGACGGCAGCCAGGGGACCGCCGGACGCUCACUGGCCCAUACCAACCGAGGGGCCCUAACCCGAACUGGUUGGAGAUCGGACGGCAGCCGGGGGACCGCCGGACGCUCACUGGCCCAUACCAACCGAGGUGCCCUAACCCGAACUGGCUGGAGAUCGGACGGCGGCCUGGGGACCGCCGGACGCUGACUGGCCCAUACCAACCGAGGGGCCCUAACCCAAACUGGCUGGAGAUCGGAUAG